UCAGUCCUUCUCGCAGCCCUCCUGGUGGCCAUGGAGUGUCCGCACCUGAGCUCCAGCGUCUGCAUCGCUCCGGACUCAGCCAAGUUCCCCAACGGCUCCCCGUCGUCCUGGUGCUGCAGCGUGUGCCGGUCCAACAAAAGCCCCUGGGUCUGUCUGACUUGUUCAAGUGUCCACUGUGGAAGGUAUGUGAAUGGCCAUGCAAAAAAACAUUAUGAAGAUGCACAAAUACCCUUAACCAACCAUAAGAAAUCAGAAAAGCAAGAAAAAGCACAGCACACGGUGUGUAUGGAUUGCAGUAGCUACAGUACAUACUGUUAUCGCUGUGAUGAUUUUGUCGUUAAUGACACCAAGCUGGGACUGGUACAGAAAGUCAGAGAACACUUGCAGAACUUGGAGAACUCAGCUUUCACAGCUGACAGACAUAGGAAAAGAAAACUUUUGGAAAACUCAUCACUGAACAGCAAGUUACUAAAAGUAAAUGGCAGCACCACUGCCGUUUGCGCCACGGGCCUUCGGAAUUUGGGGAACACGUGUUUCAUGAACGCCAUCCUGCAGUCGCUCAGUAACAUUGAGCAGUUUUGCUGUUAUUUCAAAGAACUGCCUGCCGUGGAAUUACGGAAUGGGAAGACAGCAGGACGGCGAACGUACCACACCAGGAGCCAGGGGGACAGCAACGUGUCUCUGGUGGAAGAGUUUAGGAAGACACUCUGUGCUUUAUGGCAAGGUAGCCAGACUGCAUUUAGCCCAGAGUCCUUAUUUUAUGUUGUUUGGAAGAUUAUGCCCAAUUUUAGGGGUUAUCAGCAGCAGGAUGCCCAUGAGUUCAUGCGCUACCUGCUAGACCACCUGCACUUGGAACUCCAGGGUGGUUUCAACGGUAUUUCCCGCUCGUCAAUUCUGCAAGAGAAUUCUACUCUGUCUGCAAGUAACAAAUGUUGCAUAAAUGGAGCAUCUACGGUUGUCACGGCUAUAUUCGGAGGCAUUCUCCAAAAUGAAGUUAACUGUCUCAUAUGUGGGACAGAAUCUAGAAAGUUUGAUCCAUUCCUAGACCUUUCAUUAGAUAUUCCAAGUCAGUUCAGAAAUAAACGCUCUAAGAAUCAAGAAAAUGGACCAACUUGUUCAUUACGAGAUUGUCUUCGCAGUUUUACUGACUUAGAAGAACUUGAUGAGACAGAGUUAUAUAUGUGCCACAAGUGCAAGAAGAAACAAAAGUCCACUAAGAAGUUUUGGAUUCAAAAACUACCCAAGGUGCUAUGCUUACAUUUGAAAAGAUUUCAUUGGACAGCAUAUUUAAGAAACAAAGUUGAUACAUACGUAGAAUUUCCCCUGCGAGGCCUAGACAUGAAAUGCUACUUACUAGAGCCCGAGAACAGUGGCCCAGAGAACUGCCUGUACGACCUUGCUGCUGUGGUGGUGCACCAUGGCUCUGGGGUCGGUUCUGGACAUUACACAGCAUACGCAACUCACGAAGGUCGCUGGUUCCAUUUCAAUGACAGUACUGUAACACUGACUGAUGAAGACACCGUGGUGAAGGCCAAGGCCUACAUCCUUUUUUAUGUGGAACGCCAGGCCAGAGCUGGAUCGGACAAACUUUAAUACCUCCUCCAAAUCAUUAUUCGUCAACUAUACCGGACAGACAUUUCCAAUUUUCCAUAAAUACUUGAUCCAAGAUUUAAUUUCAUUAUGCACUUUUCAGUUUCCUGUUUUGGGUUUAGUUUUAUUUUGUCAAUGGUAGUGACUUAUUGAACAUGGG
Molecule: messenger RNA, 1750 nt
Organism: Budorcas taxicolor (takin)
Lineage: Eukaryota; Metazoa; Chordata; Mammalia; Artiodactyla; Bovidae
Gene: USP3
Product: ubiquitin specific peptidase 3
Exons: 15
Coding region: 31-1593 (520 amino acids)
Biological process (GO): protein deubiquitination
Cellular component (GO): cytoplasm
Molecular function (GO): cysteine-type deubiquitinase activity; zinc ion binding
Source: RefSeq, a predicted model, not a curated record